This is a messenger RNA of Suillus discolor, 1401 nucleotides long. RefSeq lists its product as uncharacterized. The transcript is spliced from 2 exons. Bases 93 to 1202 code for a protein of 369 amino acids. Gene Ontology annotation, biological process: regulation of transcription by RNA polymerase II. Gene Ontology annotation, molecular function: DNA-binding transcription factor activity, RNA polymerase II-specific; protein dimerization activity; RNA polymerase II cis-regulatory region sequence-specific DNA binding. The record is from RefSeq and is a predicted model, not a curated record. NCBI's taxonomy places the organism in Eukaryota, Fungi, Basidiomycota, Agaricomycetes, Boletales, Suillaceae.
AUUCAACUCUCAUCAUCCUGUGCGAAUUACUAAACCUACAAGAGUACAAAAGUGCUCCUCGUUAAAGUACUCGCUCUCAUUCAACGACUCAUAUGUCGCUCUUAACUCCUACUGAGGCUCAUGCCUUUCAGAAAUUCCUUUCAUCGCUCGACACUACCGACUUUUCAGCAGCAUGGAAUGUGGAGCUAGAAGUCUCGCAUGAGCAUAUGCCUCCAGCACACGGCAGAGAGGCGUUGGCUCAAGCAACCAAAGACCUCAUGUCACUGGAUACGGAUAAAUGGCGGUAUCCACUCACUCGCAUUCCUUCAUCUCGUGAGUUUCCGUCGGAACCACCGGUUCACCGUCAUUCCCAGUCACAGUCAAACUCCUUGUCAUUUCUCUACUCCACCCGUCGAGAACGACGUGUAGAGAGCAAUGACCCCACCACAGGCCAUUCCCAGCUACUGUCCCGCAAUCGUGUACACAUACCCCCUCUCCAACGAACCGCGGAUCCUGCAUCAGUCUCUACCAGAACUAGAGCAAGAACGUUCACUUUCGAUAAUGCAUCAUCCUCAUCAUCCAGUCAGUCUCCCGUUGAUCCGUCUUCCUCAGCUUCAUCCUUCUCCACGCACCAUACCACUCCUACACCGGUCUCGUCAAAUAAACGAUCUCCGCCACUGGAUCAUAAUGUUUCCAAUAAACGGCGGCGACAGUCAUCAAUUACUUCGCAACAAUUUGCGAGUGACUCCGGUAGAGCGUCAACGCUUCUAUCACCCUCGCAGAAAAAAGCAAAUCAUAUACAAUCGGAGCAGAAGCGCAGAGCUAAUAUAAGAAGGGGUUACGAGGCUUUGUGCGACAUCGUUCCCUCUCUACGGGAAGCCAUGUUGGCUGAGGCAAUGGAAGAAGAAGCAGCCGCGAACGGGAAGAAAGCUGGCAGACGACGGUGUAAAGCAAAGUCAACAAAUGACGACGGUGAGAAGGCCGACGGCAGGGCCGGUCCAAAAAGCGAACAUGUCGUGCUCUCAAAGACUAUCGAUUACGUUACAGAGCUUUUGUCACAGCAUGCAGUCUUCAAGCAGCGUCUGAUGGUGGCGAGAAGUGCCCUCCCCGUUGAUCAUCCAUUAUUACGGCGUCAUCCAGACUCUCCACCCCCACUAUGGGAACGGAAGUGGACUGGUGGCGAAGCAAAAGAUGGUGAGGAGGAGGACGAGGAGGAGGAAUAGUAACUUAAAAUAAAUGUCACUGGACGCCUCAUAUUAUUUAUGGGUCAAAGUUUGUUGUCUUGCAACUUGGGUCCGUUGGACGCUUAUUAUAUCAGACUCGCUUCAUUAUGUAUAAUACAUGACCUGUAAUUCGCUGUAUGCAAGCGUCUGCAAAAUCUUGCAGAAGCGAGGCAAACUUUGUUUGUCUUGAUUAGGCGCG